AUGAUGCCGUCGGGGAGUGGAGCUGAGAGCCUGGAGCGGCCAGCUGGACAGGUGGGGACGGAUGCAGCCUCGGUAGAGGCCACGGCUGGGGCGGCCGGCGGCGGCCCGGACCCAGAGACCUCCUCUGCUCCUCUGGGACGGCACCAGAGCCGGCUGAGCUGGCCACAGGUGAAGCGGCUGGACGCGCUGCUGAGAGAGCCGAUCCCCAUUCACGGGCGAGGCAACUUCCCCACGCUGAGCGUGCAGCCCCGGCAGAUCGUGCAGGUGGUCCGCAGCAGCCUGGAAGAACAGGGAUUGCACGUACACAGCGUUCGGCUGCACGGCUCAGCCGCCAGCCACGUGCUGCACCCCGAGAGUGGCCUAGGCUACAAGGACCUGGACCUGGUGUUCCAGAUGGACCUACAGAGUGAGGCAUCCUUCCAGCUGACCAAGACAGUGGUCCUGGCUUGCCUGCUGGACUUCCUGCCAGUGGGAGUGAGCCGGGCCAAGAUCACGCCCCUGACCCUCAAGGAGGCCUAUGUGCAGAAGCUGGUGAAAGUGUGCACGGAGCUGGACCGCUGGAGCCUCAUCUCGCUGUCCAACAAGAGCGGUAAGAACGUGGAACUCAAAUUCGUGGACUCCGUGAGGCGCCAGUUCGAAUUCAGCAUCGACUCCUUCCAGAUCAUCCUGGACUCGCUGCUGCUCUUUGGCCAGUGCUCAUGCACACCAAUGUCGGAGGACUUCCACCCGACUGUGACAGGCGAGAGCCUAUAUGGGGACUUUGCUGAGGCCUUGGAGCAUCUGCAGCACCGUGUCAUUGCCACCCGCAGCCCUGAGGAGAUCCGCGGAGGCGGCCUCCUCAAGUACUGCCACCUCCUGGUGCGGGGCUUCCGACCAAGGCCCAGCACCGACGUUCGUGCCCUACAGCGAUACAUGUGUUCCCGUUUCUUCAUCGACUUUCCGGACCCGGUGGAGCAGAGGCGCAUUCUGGAGCGCUACCUGGAGGCCCACUUUGGCGGAGCAGAUGCAGCCCGCCGGUAUGCUUGCCUUGUGACACUGCACCAGGUGGUCAACGAGAGCACAGUGUGCCUCAUGAGCCACGAGCGCCGCCAGACCCUGGACCUUAUCACCAUGCUAGCCCUCCAGGCGCUAGCUGAGCAGGGCCCUGCUGCCGCCGCUGCCCUGGCCUGGAGACGUCCAGGCUCUGAUGGAGUCGUACCAGCCACUGUUAAUUACUAUGUGACCCCCAUGCAGCCCCUGCUGCCCCGGGCUCACUCCUAUCCCACCUGGCUGCCUUGCAACUGACUGAUCCUGGCUAGAAAGGAAUGAGCUUCGUGGGGGUGGGGCAGGAUCAUCAGGUAUGUGUGGAGGAUGUGGCCAGACACGGGCCGCCUGUGCCAGCUGGCCUGGUACUAGAGGGUUGGGCUUUUGAACAGACCAGACUUUUCCCGCAUGAGGUUCCUA
This is a messenger RNA of Microtus ochrogaster (prairie vole), 1443 nucleotides long. It is a transcript of the gene Tent5b, whose product is annotated as terminal nucleotidyltransferase 5B. Gene Ontology annotation, molecular function: poly(A) RNA polymerase activity; RNA binding. Gene Ontology annotation, biological process: mRNA stabilization. NCBI's taxonomy places the organism in Eukaryota, Metazoa, Chordata, Mammalia, Rodentia, Cricetidae. The record is from RefSeq and is a predicted model, not a curated record.